GCGGGGUCUGGGCGCGCAGUCUCCGGUUGCUGUCACUCUCGCCGCUGUCCGUGGUGCUGAGCGGCCGCCGCUGAUCUCCGGGUGUCGGUUUCGGGGUCACUAUGUCCCCCGUGGUAUAGGGCGGCUCCGGGGUGGGGGCCCCUCGUACACCAGGAUGCGGCUGUCUGCGGGGACAGUGUUCUCCCUCCUGCUCCUCACCUGCUGCUGCCAUCACAGGGGCCUGGGGGCCCGGAGCCACGGCUGUCUCUUUGACCUGCACCUUUGUUCCAAGGAGGAGGUCUGUGUACAAGAUGGUUUAUUCGGUCAGUGCCGCGAGCGGUCUGAGAGGGACGUGGGCCAUUUCCAGGUGACACCGGGUACGCUGCAGCAGCUGCAGGCGGUGCUACGAAGACUGACGGCAAAAGGGCUGUCAUGGAAGGAUGAUGUGACGCAACGCGUGAUGGCUCAUGAGAUGGGACGAAUCCCACAGCACAAGUCCAAGGAGCCGCUCGACCUCCUGGAUGAGGACAGGUCUUCUUUGCCCCUUUCACCUGGGCGGUCAAUCCAGCGGCUUACGGGGGCCGGUCCAGGACCUCUGCAGAGAUGGAGCAACCAGGCCGAUACCCUGCAGUACUACAGACCUCGGGUCUCCUCAUCAGAUCCUUCACCUCUGACACAAAGGCUUCCGGGAAACUUCAAGCAGAACUUAUCUCCUCUGUUGGAUCACUACCUGACAUACUUACUGCUGGGUUUACAGUCGGCCAAUUCUCAGCCAAGCUAUCAGGACCUGAGUCGUGUGAGGAACCAACCUCAACACGUCUUCGCUGCUACCCACACCUGGCCGGAUGGAAGCCGGAGACUUAUCUAUGGGAGGUACGAGGGAGGACGGGACACCCCACUACAGGUGCCCAGUGAUAUCCAUCAUUCUUGGUCAGAAUUACGGAGAAAGCUUCCCCGAGAUAGCCUGGACUCCGAACUAGCAGAUGACGUAUCAGAAAGUUCUGAGAGGAUCGAGAGGUUAAGCCAGAUUAACCGCACGCCGGACACCGACCAGAUUCGUAAGACGGAAAAUCUCGAGGAAGGAGGACGGACAAUCAGAGGUUCCUUUGGGAUUCAGAACGCAGUGGAGGCUCCAUCACCGCCGGAGAUGGCCGGCUUCUUAGAUGCGCAGAGCUUGGCCGGCGUGCUGGAGAAAUACGGAGUCGACUUAAAGCUGCUCAGUGUAUCGCAGCUGGACCAACUAUCCUUCCUUCUCCAAAUGCUGAAUGAUGCCCCCCAGUACCAAGGAACAAGAAAUGGAGACAGGAGCCUGCCGAAACAAAUCUCAGAAGGAGACAUGCAGCAUUCCUCUGGGGCUCAGCCGCCAUUCCCAGCUCCGGACAUUGUCCCUAAGGACGUCUCUCCAGCCUCUGUGGCACUUAACGCUGAUCAUCAGGACCUCAUGAGCGCCACCCCCGCCUCUAUCACCACCCACCUGGCACCAGACGCACAGACAAUGGGAGAGCAACAAGCUCGACUGCUGGCCGCCAUCCACGAAGGGUCACAGAGGAAAAGUUCUCAGGACGCUGGGGGGAAGCCUGAUGAUUCUGAGCAGAAAAGCCAAGAAGCUACAGAAGACUAUGGAUACAUCCUCACCGAUCAGAAGCCUCUGAGCCUGUAUAAUGGGUUACAUCUCUUGGAUUUCCUGGCCCGAAGCGUCCACUUGUCCAUUUCCAGCUUCAUCAACGUCAGUAUGGCUCGGUCCGCUGUGACAUUCCGCAUCCGAAAAAAUCGCCAAAAUCUGACGCUAACAAACAUUAUUGACCGUGCAAUGGCUGUGAAGUCAGGAAUGCAAACUGCGACGGGGGUAAAAAUAGUCCAGACGGGCAUCGGACAGAGGAGCAAUGCCACCACCACCACGUUCCCCCACGCCUCUCACUUUGGCGAUACAUUCCGGUUUGUUCUCCUCAUCUUCAUCGCGCUGGCCUGCAUAGCCGGAAUCGUCAUCGCCUCAGCUGUCAUCUUCUGUCUACGACAACAUGCCAAACAGCGGGAAAAAGAGCGACUCGCAGGGCUUGGGCCCGAAGGGGCUGGAGACUCCACUUUUGAAUAUCAGGAUCUUUGCAGGCAGCACAUGGCUGGAAAAUCUCUCUUCAGUCGCACCGAGGGAUCUGGAGCAGCGGCAGAAAACUCCCGGGUCAGCAGCGUGUCUUCCCAAUUCAGCGAUGUCCCCCAACCCAGCCCUAGCUCCCACAGCAGUACUCCAUCCUGGUGCGAGGAACCCGUGCAGUCCAACAUGGACAUUUCCACCGGUCACAUGAUCCUGGCCUACAUGGAAGAUCAUCUGAGAAAUAGAGACCGCCUGGCCAAGGAGUGGCAGGCCCUGUGCGCAUAUCAGGCUGAGCCCAACGCGUGCUCUAUCGCUAAGAAUGAUACGAACCUGAAGAAGAAUAGGAACGUAGAUUUUGUACCCUAUGACCACGCUCGUAUAAAGCUGAGGAGCGAUAACAACACGUCCCGCAGCGAUUACAUCAACGCCAGCCCCAUCAUUGAACACGACCCUCGUAUGCCGGCUUACAUCGCCACCCAGGGGCCCCUCUCUCACACCAUUGCUGACUUCUGGCAGAUGGUUUGGGAAAAUGGCUGCACAGUGAUCGUCAUGUUGAGCCCCCUAGUGGAGGAUGGAGUAAAGCAGUGUGACCGCUACUGGCCUGAUGAAGGUUCCUCUCUCUACCACAUCUACGAGGUUAAUCUUGUGUCUGAACAUAUCUGGUGUGAAGAUUUCUUGGUUCGAAGUUUUUACCUGAAGAACGUCCAAACUCAAGAGACCCGAACUCUCACACAGUUUCACUUCCUGAGCUGGCCAGCAGAGGGCAUCCCCAGCAGCACUCGACCCUUGCUGGACUUCCGCAGGAAGGUUAACAAGUCUUUCCGAGGACGAUCCUGCCCCAUAAUUGUACACUGCAGUGAUGGAGCUGGGAGGACUGGAACCUACAUCCUCGUAGACAUGGUCCUGAACCGCAUGGCUAAAGGAGUUAAGGAGAUCGACAUUGCUGCCUCACUAGAACAUGUCCGGGACCAGAGGCCAGGGAUGGUGCGAACCAAGGAUCAAUUUGAAUUCGCCCUGACAGCGGUGGCAGAGGAAGUGAACGCGAUUCUUAAGGCUCUCCCACAAUGAGACGGCGGCGAGCGAGCUCCUCCUCUGUGUUGUGACCUGGACCUGCCUUAUGGACAUGGCAGCUUGAAUUGUCCUCAAAUACCCAUUCGGUGUUCCCUCUGCUCAUCAUGCCAGGGAGCCAAGGCUGCCCUUCCAUGCCCCUACUGCCUUUCCGAGCUUUUGACCCCAGUACUGCCUGAUUUCUAGCCCACAAUUUGCUACCUCGUCCCCCAUGCUUCACUCCUGAGCUGCUAGUACCUCAUUAUUAUGUAGUCAGGUCUGUUUAUGUUUCCCAGCAGCAAACUGGUUCUUAGUCUCCUAAGUUCUCUGGGGUGAAAUCCUUAAAGGGGUACUCCUGUGGAAAACAUUUUAUUAUUAUUUAUUUUUUUAAUCAACUGAUGCCAGAAAGUUAAACAGA
This is a messenger RNA of Hyla sarda, 3533 nucleotides long. It is a transcript of the gene PTPRN, whose product is annotated as protein tyrosine phosphatase receptor type N. Gene Ontology annotation, cellular component: secretory granule. The coding region runs from base 155 to 3136 and encodes 993 amino acids. The transcript is spliced from 23 exons. Lineage: Eukaryota; Metazoa; Chordata; Amphibia; Anura; Hylidae. Gene Ontology annotation, biological process: protein dephosphorylation. The record is from RefSeq and is a predicted model, not a curated record. Gene Ontology annotation, molecular function: protein tyrosine phosphatase activity.